CAUUUCAUCUUUCCCUGCAUCAACAGAUGACAUGCGUGACAAAGUAGCCUUUGACAAUAGUGGUGACCAUCAAAACAGGUUCAACUUGUCUUUCUCACAAUACCUGUGAGCCUGUAUGUUCUAAAGUUUAAUGUGCAAAGAAAGCUCCAGUAAAUAUUCUCUUCUCCCAGAAGACUAAUUUAAACUACCCCGAGUGUAACAGUUGUUGUUAUAGAGAUGGGACAAUGUUACAUACACUGAGUUUCUCACAACAUUUCACUGUACAAACGAGCUGCUGGACUGUUUCUAACAUCUUACAGAACCUUUAGAAAGUCUUCUUCCUCCUAAAACUUUAUGUUUUCGUUUGUUUCUUAAUAUUUGUUUAUUUUUAGAGGUUGAUAUAAUUAGAAUUUCUGAAUUUCUUUGACAAGCUCCAAACCCCAAGUGACAUUAUGUGUGGAAUUUGAAUUGUUUUGGGAAAUUUCACUUUUGUAAACUGGGCCCCUUUGGACAUCACCUUGAAGAAGACAAAAAGUUAUCCAGUGCAAUGGACAUAAACAAACUUAAAGAUGUCAUGCGUGGUAAAGAGACCACUCUUCCAUCAAAACCAUCCAAUGCUGUGCGCAUAUUCAUAAGCUCUACAUUUUCAGAUAUGGCAGAGGAACGUGAUGCACUGAUGGAACUGGCCUAUCCUGAAAUACAGGCAUUCUGCCAGAAGAAUGGGCUUACUUUUGAGGUGGUUGACAUGCGCUGGGGUGUCCGAGAUUAUGCCACUGUGGAUCACAUGACAACAGAACUGUGUCUGAAAGAGAUAGAAUCCUGCAGCCGAAUAUCAAUGGGUCCCUUUCUUAUUGCCAUGAUUGGAGAACGUUAUGGCUUCAGACCCAUCCCUCGAAUUAUUAGUGAGGAAGAAUUCAGCAUCCUAUACAACAAGGUGCAGAAAGAUCAAUCUGACGCUCAGCUCCUGACUCAGUGGUUUUGGAAGGACACAAAUUCGGCCCCUCCCAUUUUCAUCUUACAGCCCAUCACAACUCACCUAAUCCACUAUGCUGAUACCAACCCAGUCCAUAAGGAUCUACAGGCGGAGGACAUAAAAAAGUGGAAAAAGAUGGAAAGCCAGCUCUCCCAGGCUCUACGAUUAGCUGCUACUGAGGCAGAAAAAGAAGGGCUUAUUACACCAGAACAAAAACACAAAUAUUUUAAAUCAGUUACUGAAUAUGAAAUUGAAUAUGGCUUCUUAGCCUCCAAAGCCAGUAAGUCAGGGUCCACUAUCAUCUUCCGAGAGGUAAAGGAUAUGGACUAUUGUAAGGACAAGUUCCAUCAACUUAUUGAUGUCAGGGAAGAUGGAAGCUCAGACAAAGAGGCUCAGGAACUUCUAGGGGACCUGAAGGAAAGGAUACUUCGGGAUCAUCCAGACCAAGUAAAGAGACACGUGGUUGAGAUGAGCAAAGAGAAGUCUAAGUGCUCCUACCUACAGGAACUUUGUGGUCAAGUAAUUACUGUGGUCAGUCAUCAGAUACUAAGCUGUCUGCCCAAUACACCAACAGACCACCCAGAACCAGAGGUACAUAUGCCUUGGCUAGGAUGGCUAAUGCAGGAGGUCACUCACCAUUUGACCAUGUCUCGUAUGAAAUCUGAAAUCUUCUGUGGGCGCCAGGAGCUGCUGCAGUGCAUCAUGAGCCAUGUAAAAGAUGAUCAUGUUUGCUCACCCCUUGUAAUCUAUGGAGCUUCAGGAUCUGGAAAAACAGCACUGUUGUGCAAAGUCUUUGAAAUUCUGAGAUUAGCUGCACCUAGUGAUGGGGGACCCACGUUGAUCCUACGACUGCUGGGGACAUCGCCUCAAAGCUCAGAAAUCCAUGAUGUCCUCAAGAGUAUUUGCUACCAGGUGUGUUUAUCACUAGACCUGUCACUUCCAUCUGCUCAGAUCACUAACAUUUACAGCGAAACAGUGAGAUUUUUUCACCAGCUCCUUAACACAGCAUCUGAAACAAGAGCAGAGCCUCUAGUUGUCAUAUUGGACUCACUUGACCAGCUCUCCACAUCAGAAGGUGCCCACCACUUGCACUGGCUACCCAAAGAAUGCCCAGCCAAUGUGCAUAUUAUAGUAUCCACAUUACCCGACGAAGGAGGAAUUCUGAAUACAUUGCGGGAGUUUAUCCCAGACCCACAAUCUUUCCUGGAGGUACAGCCACUCUCUCCUGAACAAGGUGGACAGAUGAUUGAGAUGCUCCUGUCUUCUGUUGGGCGAAAGCUCACCACUGCUCAGCUUGACAUUGUCUUAAGCAGCUUCAAGAUGUGUGGGCAGCCCCUGCAACUCAGACUAGCUUUUGAUGAGGCCAAAAGGUGGUCUUCUUACACAUCACCCUCAGAACUCAAGAUUGCCACCAGCACAAAAGAUGCAGUGCACCAGCUGUACCAGCGACUGGAACAGAUUCAUGGGAAAAUACUAGUAUCACAUGCCCUUGGUUAUAUUGUAACUUCUAGGAGCGGACUUUCAGAGGCAGAGCUGAAGGAUGUUUUGUCAUUGGAUGAUGAUGUUCUAGCGGAUAUAUACCAAUACUGGGCUCCUCCUAGCAAUGAUGUCAUUAAAUUCCCCUCCCUAUCUUGGACUCGUCUACGCCUUGACUUAGAGGGGUAUUUAGUGGAGAGGCAAGCAGAUGGGAGUACAGUACUAGGCCUUUACCAUAGACAAUUUAUUGAAGUGGUUCAAGACUCCUACCUCACUGUCACAGAGAAGGCCAAGAGACACUAUACUCUUUCUGAAUACUUUAUGGGAAAGUGGAGUCAGGGAACCAAACGUCCAAUUCACUUACCACUUAUCAAAAAGUACAUGGAUGCUGACAGAAAGGUAGCCCCGCAGCCCUUGUGGUUCUCUGAUGAUGUGCCCAACCUGAGAAAAAUGAGUGAACUUCCUUAUCAUUUGCUGAAAGCAGAACGCAUAGAGGAUCUGCAGAGAGACAUUUUAGGUAACCUGAACUGGAUCGCCAGUAAAAUUGUCUCAUGUGGCAUUAAUAGUGUUAUCAAAGACUUUGAGAUGUCUGUUGAAUAUGUUGGAAACAGCGAGUUAUACCUUGUACGUGAUGCCUUGCGUCUCUUCCAACCCACCAUAAAUUUCAUUGAAGGUUCUGUCGACCCUUGCAUAAUAUACACAGAGAUUUUAGCAAGGCUGCACUUCUUUCAGCAGUCCUGUCCAUCGGUGAUCGGUGAAAUGUGCAGGCAGUGUUUGGCAUGGUUUGACAAAUAUCCAAAUCCCACUUUCAUCCCAAUGUGUGGCUUCUUCCAGCCUCCUGGUGGACCUUUGCAGACAACUAUUACCGGCUUUCAAAAAGGUGUCACUGUCAUGGAGCUCUGUCAUGAUCAGGAUCUUCUUGUGGUGGGUUCUGAAGAUGGAACAAUGAUAGUGUGGAACAUCAAGGACAUUGAGGUCAUUCACACUUUGAUUGGCCACUCAGCUUCAAUACGAUGUGCAAAAGUAUUUGGAAGCGGAACCCGUGCAGUUUCUGGCUCUAUGGACCACACUUUGCUUCUCUGGAACUUGGUAACUGGAAAGACAUAUCUGUCCAUUCAUGAAGACCAUACAGUCUAUGAAAAUGCUUAUCUACACGUGGAUGAGAAAAUGGGGUUUAUAUACUCAGCAGCUGGGUCUCAGGUCAAUGUGUGGCAUAUCGAAUCAGGAGAUCCUGUUCUAUGCCUGUCACCAGGAGUUCCUGGCUUCCCAGUGCAAGUAGCAGUGCUCUCCCCACAGCAGCUCCUAAUUACCGUAACAGAAGGUGGCACAGUUCAUCUUUGGGACAGUUCUACGAGGGAACUACGGGGAUCACGGCAGCUCCCAGGCGUGUUUGGAAAGGCAGCAGAUCCAGUCUGCAGCUGUGUUAUUCCCAGGCAUGGCAAAAUGGUUGUUGGGUUCAAAAAUGGCGCCUUGGCACUUAUUUCCUCGGGUGGUGGUGUCUCAACAGAGAUGAUGCCAAGUGCUUUGACCUUUGUGGUGGUCGCUGAUGAUGAGUCCCUGUUUGCAGCAGGAUUUGGGAAGCAAGUUCAAGUUUUUCUUGCUGAUUCCAAUGCAUUCAGGACUUUUCUGUCUUCAUAUCUCGAGCAUGAUGAUAUAGUGGAAUCCGCUGUCUUCAACAGUGAAAAAGAUAUUAUAGUCACUGGAUCAAGAGAUGAAACCAUCCGGAUCUGGAGUUUAUCUCAGAGAGGGGCUCUGUUGGAUACACUACAUGGUAUGGGAGUGCCAGUCAAUGCAUUAGCAAUAACAGGCAGGACAAUAAUCUCCUCUUCAUGUAGUGCUUACUAUCUAAAGCUAUGGAACAUGGAUUAUGAUAAGCAGCACAAGACAGUUCCCCCAUUCCAAGAUCGCAGUGGCUGUGUUGCUGUUUCAGAUGCAGGAAAACGGGUGUAUUUCCCAAGAACUGGAGACAAACACAAGAUUGCUGUCUGGGACUCUGAAAAAGGUCUGAUGGCUAAUAUUCUGGAGGCCUCAUCAAAUGUGACCUGCUUGGAAGUUGCCGAGUGCAAAAGAGUUCUAUUCUGUGGGCUCAGCUCAGGCACAGUUUUAGCAUUUCCUUUGGACCAAACACAAGAUGUGGCUUGCAUCCCCCCACCUGAUCACAAUUUGCCUGUGCUUUGUCUAUCAUUGAGCAAAUGUGAGAGCAAAAUGGCUGUGGCUUACCAAAGCUUUGUACAUUUAUAUGAUGUUACAAGAGGGGACCCUAUACCAACUUUGGAAGGUCCCAUAGGCUCAGUCCAUGUAAUGGAUUCCAUUUCUGUGUGCCAGGUGGCAGCCCUAGGAGAUGGAAGACUUUUUUAUGGUACAUCACAGGGGGAACUUUACCUUUUAAACAGCGAAAAAGAAGAGGGCCUGUCCUUGGGGUCACACAGAAGUAAAAUCACAUGCUUGGAAAUAAGUAACAAGGAAAUGUAUGCACUUAGUGGCUCUGAGGAUGCAAUCCAGCGUCUUUGGAAUCUGCAGACCGGUGAAUGGGAGCAUGAGAUGUGUUACAAGGGCUUCUUUUUUCAUGGUAUUGACUGUGCCUGCUUCUCACCAGAUGACCGAUAUAUUUAUACAGGGUCAAAGGACAGAGCCAUAAAAGUAUGGGAUGUUUCAAACGGUUCCCUCCUGGCCGUACAGUAUGUCUAUGCAACCGUUACCCGUAUUAUUCCUACCAUUGAUGGGUUUAUUGGUACCACAAGGCUUGGGUAUGUCAUCCGGGAACGGUUCCAAUGCCCACGCAGUAUCAACCCUAAAUAUAACCCUCUGCAGAACAUCAAAGCAUCAUGUACGGUGAAUUCCAUGAAAUCCAGGGACACCCAGCAUAAAGCUGCAAUGACUUCAAAGAUAAAAAAGUCACGGUGGAGAUGUGGGGAUCAAACAAAAAGAUCACAAAUAUGUCACAUUGUAUAACCAUGAUAAUCAGUGGCUUCAUUACUAAAUACCAUUCUUGUCAAAUAAAUUGUUUAUAAAAAGA
Spea bombifrons (plains spadefoot toad) is the source of this 5444-nucleotide messenger RNA. RefSeq names its product NACHT and WD repeat domain containing 1 (gene NWD1). The transcript has 22 exons. NCBI's taxonomy places the organism in Eukaryota, Metazoa, Chordata, Amphibia, Anura, Pelobatidae. Bases 527 to 5380 code for a protein of 1617 amino acids. Gene Ontology annotation, molecular function: protein binding. The record is from RefSeq and is a predicted model, not a curated record.